CAGCAUGGCGACAGCAGCAAAAAGCACCAGCGACGGAGCUUCAUAUGAAAGUGAUCAAAUUAAAGAUGAAGGAUGUGAGGAACCGAUACCGAGCCAGUGUUCGGCUCAAGAACAGAGUUCAGAAUCGAAACCCGUGUGUCUUAUAGUUCUAGGUAUGGCAGGCUCAGGAAAAACAACUUUUGUGCAGAGGCUAACAGCGUACCUGCACACCAAGAAAUCUCCUCCUUAUGUCAUCAAUCUAGAUCCUGCAGUUCAUGAGGUGCCUUUUCCAGCUAACAUUGAUAUCAGAGACACUGUCAAUUACAAGGAAGUCAUGAAACAAUAUGGUUUAGGACCAAAUGGAGGAAUUGUCACAUCUCUGAAUCUGUUUGCAACCAGAUUUGAUCAGGUCAUGAAGUUUAUUGAGAAGAAACAAAGUAGUCACCAGUAUGUUUUGAUUGACACUCCCGGACAAAUAGAAGUGUUCACAUGGUCGGCAUCUGGAACAAUCAUAACUGAAGCGCUGGCUUCCUCUUUUCCCUGUGUGGUGAUCUAUGUGAUUGACACGUCUCGGAGUGUGAACCCAGUCACUUUUAUGUCCAAUAUGCUCUACGCCUGCAGCAUUCUAUACAAGACCAAAUUGCCUUUCAUAGUUGUCAUGAAUAAGACGGACAUCAUUGAUCACAGUUUUGCGGUGGAGUGGAUGCAGGAUUUUGAGGUUUUCCAAGAUGCUUUGAACCAGGAGAGGUCUUACGUCAGUAACCUUACACGCUCAAUGAGUCUGGUUCUGGAUGAGUUCUACACCAACCUGCGGGUUGUCGGCGUGUCUGCAGUUACAGGUUCUGGGCUUGAUGAACUGUUUGUACAGGUAGCAGACGCUGCUAAAGAAUAUGAAACCGAGUAUCGUCCUGAGUAUGAGCGUCUGCACAGAGAGCUGGCUGAAGCUCAGAGUCAAAAACAAAAGGAACAGUUGGAACGCCUUCAGAAAGACAUGGGAGCAGUUCCCAUGGAAACCACAGCUCCUACUGAAAAUCCAGGUCUUAAUGGACCCAGUGAUCUUAUCUUCAACCGUGGCAACCCAGAUGAAGCUGAGGAAGAAAUAGACAGUGACACCGAUGAUAUUGAUCACACAGUUACAGAAGAGAGUAAAGAGGCAACUGCAUUCAGGAACUUCCUCCAAGAGAGGAGGGAAAUAGUGCAGGUGCGCAACAAGAAGUCACAGUGAUGGCAGGAAUUGGUAGUCGUGUGUCUGCAGAGGUGCAUCACACAUUUAAGUUUGACUUCUGACCUUUGACCUCUCUGCUGUCAUAACAUUGGAAGACUUCUAAAUGGGUUGUGGCAGCUCACUUGGACAAUUUGGCAUGAAUCUGCUUGUGUGCUAGAGUUGUAGCUACAUGCACGUGUUGCUACCAUACUAUACUUGGUCUGCACCGAGAUUACUUUGGGAGUCCUUAGAAUUGCAUUUAAAAGUUUGCAUUGGAAUGUAAUCUUAUGUCAUCAUGCACAGAUUAGUCCUCAUUCAAAUCAAGAAUUUAUUUUUUGGCAUAUUGUAUUUAUCUGUUCUAAAACCUAUAUGUAUCCAUUAAUGAAAACCCAUAAUAUUUCCUUCGAAACUUGGAACACAAACUAAAACAUAGGCAGUUUCUUUGUUGAAAAUGUACUGACUGUAUCCAUACAAUUCUGAAUAUUAUAAAGUUAUGUUUCUAUU
Xyrauchen texanus (razorback sucker) is the source of this 1687-nucleotide messenger RNA. It is a transcript of the gene gpn1, whose product is annotated as GPN-loop GTPase 1. Gene Ontology annotation, molecular function: ATP hydrolysis activity; GTPase activity. The transcript is spliced from 14 exons. The coding region runs from base 5 to 1204 and encodes 399 amino acids. The record is from RefSeq and is a predicted model, not a curated record. NCBI's taxonomy places the organism in Eukaryota, Metazoa, Chordata, Actinopteri, Cypriniformes, Catostomidae.